AUGAUGAAUGAUCAAUUGACAAACAAAAAAUCAAGCAAGUCAAUGACCACAUUGCCAUUGGUUGUUGUUGAUACAAAUAAUUUGAAUAUGGAAAAAACAACAACAACAGCAGCAGCAACAGCAUUGUUUACAUUACCAAGAAAUCGACGAAAUCCAACAUCUGUUGUCGAUGUAUCUGUAAAUGGUAAAGAAAUAGUCGUACAUUCAUUACCAUAUAACAACAAUGUACAACGACAACAACAACAACAACAAUCGAAUCCAUUCUAUAUGAAUCAUUUGAUUGCCGCAAAUCGAAUUGCACAGCCAUUUGUUGCUUCCUGGAAGAAUCGUAUGAAAAGCUUGCAGGAAUCGACUGCAACGAUACUCAUCAAUAAUAAUAAUCAUAAUCAUCAACGAAUUAGCCAAUUUAUGGCUCAAUAUAAAGGAUCAGCUUGGCGUGAAAAACAACUCCAAUAUCAAAUGCCUGAUCAUGAUGAUGAACAAUUAUUUAAUAAUCAAUCAAAUCAUCAUCAUCAAAAACAACAACAACAACAAUAUUCAGCUGAAUUUAAAUUCUUACGACAUAAACGUCGUAAAGCAUCGAUAAGAACUGAACUAUGUCAACUUCAACAACAGCAACAAUCACAACCAUGUUAUAAGUGUAAAACCGAAAUUGACAGCCAAAUACAUUGUGUCAAGGCAAUCAUACCAAGUAACGAAUCUUCAUCGUCAAAUCAACGACGAUCACAUCGAUUAUAUCGAUAUUAUCAUAUUGAUUGUUUUACCUGCUGUGAAUGUAAUCAAGUUUUGGUCGAUUUAAAAGGAUUUGUUCAUCCGGAAAACGAUAAUCAUGGAUCCUCCUCAUCAUAUAAACUUUAUUGUGGCCGUCAUUUUGUUGAACUAUUUAAACCACGUUGUCCACAAUGUCAACGACUUAUAUUCGAUGAUGAAUGUACGGAAGCGGAAGGUAAAGCCUGGCAUAUUGGUCACUUUUGCUGUACUGAAUGUCAACGAUCAUUGGGCGGACAACAAUAUAUUAUGGCGCAUUCAAAUAUUGACCGCCGAAAAUCAUCAUCCUCAUCAACAGGUGAACCGAAAAAACCAUAUUGUCUCACCUGUUUCGAUAUACUAUUCGGUGAUCUUUGUGAAGAAUGUGGUGAAUUAAUUGGUUGUGAAACCGGUGCCAUCGUACACGAUGGUCGAUCAUGGCAUGCUGAUCAUCGAUGUUUUCGCUGUUCAUUGUGUAUGAAAAAUCUACUUGGACAGCCAUUUUUACCUGCUAUGGAUGGUCGUAUCUAUUGUUCCAUUUCAUGUUCACAAGCGAUGCAAGCACACCGUAAAAAACGUCUUAAACAACGACAACAGCAACAGCGUUCGGAACAACAUCAAACUACACCUCCACCAAUUUCUGAUAAUCACAUUGAAAACCAAUCACCUGGGCCAUCUUCAACAUCAUCAUCAUCAUUAAUGCAAUUUCGUCGUAGUCAAAUGGUCGAUUAUGUUGAAUUCAUCAAAAAGAAUAAUCAAUGUUUCACAUCGAAAUAUGAUUGGUCUAAAGAACAGGAAUUUGUUGAUGUUGUCGAACAUUCUAGUGUGAAUGAUGUAUCAUCACAAACAACGACGACAACCGAAAUUAGUGAAGAUCAAAACGAAAAUUUACAACGAUUAACCAACGGUCAUUUUGAUAAUAUUAACCAACAAAUGUUAAAAUCAUCUGGCCAUUUCAUUCCACCUUGGCCAUCGAAUUCAACUAAUAUUCGAUCAUCGAUGAGCAAUGAUCAAUCCAAUUGGCAAACAUCACCACCACCAGAAUAUUGUAAUCUACUCGUCAAUAGUGACAAUUCAUCCAAUUGUUCAUCAUUGAUCAAUAUAACACGGAAACUAUAUACACGGAUCGAUUCAAUUCCAGAAAAUGUAUCACUAGAUUCGAAUUCCAAGAGUUCUCAGGAAACCGACAAUAGUAUUUCUUUACAAUCACCAUCGACAACAAAAAUGAGAGACAAGCACAAGACCAACCCCGACCAACGAAAACGGCUAAUCUGACGGCCGUCAAGUCAAACAAAUCGGUAUCAUUUGAUCCGAAUAUUGAGGAUAAACAAAGUAAUCAAGGAAUCCGAAUGAAAAAAACAAAACGUCAUAUUCACAGUUAUCGAUCAUCAUCAUUAUCAAAGAAUAAUUGUGAUGAUGACCCGUAUGAUUCAUGUUCAUCAUGUUCAACAUGUUCAUUAUCAACAUCAUCCACAACCUCUUCAAGUGAUGACGAUGGCGAU
Molecule: messenger RNA, 2249 nt
Organism: Dermatophagoides farinae (American house dust mite)
Lineage: Eukaryota; Metazoa; Arthropoda; Arachnida; Sarcoptiformes; Pyroglyphidae
Source: RefSeq, a predicted model, not a curated record